Grosmannia clavigera kw1407 is the source of this 1098-nucleotide messenger RNA. Its product is annotated as hemolysin-iii channel protein. NCBI's taxonomy places the organism in Eukaryota, Fungi, Ascomycota, Sordariomycetes, Ophiostomatales, Ophiostomataceae. Bases 1 to 1098 code for a protein of 365 amino acids. Gene Ontology annotation, molecular function: signaling receptor activity. Gene Ontology annotation, cellular component: membrane. The record is from RefSeq and is a predicted model, not a curated record. The transcript is spliced from 3 exons.
AUGGCGGCCGCCUCAGCAUCUAGCCGUGUCCAGAGGCGGGCCACGAAAGAAGGCGCCCAGGGCACCCUGUCAGCAGCGGGCUCUGCAGUCGACUCUCUCACCAAACCUGUCAGUCCACCCGGGCCGUCCGGCCGCCCCGGUCUCCUCCACUGGGACGACCUCCCGGCCUGGCGCCGCGACAACGUCUUCAUCCGGCACGGCUAUCGCCCGACGUCCAACAGCUAUGCGGCGUCGAUAUGGAGCAUCACGGCCGUGCACAACGAGUCGGUCAACGUGUGGACACACCUUGGCGGUGCCGUCGUGGCCGCCGUUCUGGGCGGCUGUCUGUAUCUCGAGCGGGGGCCGAUUCACGAGACGGUCGGCCGGCUGGCCGGCGAUGGGAGCGUGCUCGCAUUGGCGCUCCUGCCGUCCACCCAGUCGGCCUCCUCCCUGCUCGUGCUCUCCUGCUUCGCCGCCGGUGCUGUCGCCUGUCUUGGCAUGAGCGCCACCUAUCACGCCCUCAGCAACCACAGCGCCUCGGUUGCUCGUUGGGGCAACAAGCUCGACUACUCCGGCAUCGUUCUCCUCAUCGUUGGCAGCUACAUGCCCACGCUCUACUACGGCCUCUUCUGCCAUCCCCGCUGGCUGGCCGUGUACAUGUAUCUGAUCAUCCUCCUUGGCCUCGCCUGCCUCGCCGUCUCCUGGCUCGACCACUUCCGUACUCCUCAGUGGCGCCCCUAUCGUGCCAUGCUCUUUGUCGGCCUGGGUGCCUGCGGUGUCAUCCCCAUCGCCCACAGCCUCUUCUUUCUCGAGGGCCGGGAUAUUGCCGCCGAAGGCUUCGUCGACUCGCUCGCCACACGCUUCCACCGCCUCGACGCCCGCAUGGGUCUUCGCUGGGUUCUCCUCCAGGGCGGCCUCUACAUCUUCGGCGCCUUUCUUUAUGCCGCCCGUCUGCCCGAACGCUUGCGUCCCGGCCGCUUCGACAUCUGGGGCAGCUCACACCAGAUCUUCCACGUCUUCGUCCUCCUGGCUGCUGCCACUCAUCUCCGCGGUAUCGUGCAGGCAUAUACGCACCACCACGUCGCCAUGGGAGCCCAGUGCCCGGUCCCACCACUGUGA